AUUUCCCAAAGUUCCCAGACCCACCACCCACCCUCCGGUGAUCCUGCUUUGUGCUACAUAAAAUAUUGAAGACACAUGUACACUAGUAUACUUCAUUUGGACUUUCAGCAUCUGCUACAAUUGUGUUUUCUCUUCGUUCCUUCCCAGUCUUUGUAAACCAACUGCUGCCAAUCGUCUUGAUUGUGUACUGGAGAGUGGAACAAAAGCACGUGCCAAAACACGUGGAGCGCGCGCGAGGAGGAGGACUGGAUACGAGUCUAUGCCAUCAGCUCUCUGCAGCAGCUGAGCUCUCGUCCUUUGAAUAAAUUACAGUCCACUUCCGCUGUGCUUCCGGGGGAAUGACAUCAUUUUGCUAGAUCUAGUGUCCAAAGCGCUUCAAUAACUGCUUUAGUAGUAUCCAGCGUCUUUGUCAGGAUCGGCCAACCCUCUAAGAAACGUCCUUUGCCAAGGGGAGUCCCAAACAACGUCGGCUGUACAGCCAUUUUCUCGACGCGUGAUUGACAUGCGGUUGACACCUGAAGUCGAGCCUGUAAAGAUAGUCGUCCCACCUCACGACAUCACCGUCGGACCAGAAACUAAGAAUCUCGCCGCAGUCUUUGUAUGCGGAGCAAGCGGCUUUCCUAACCCUCACAUCACGUGGCUACGUCACCAUCGCCCUCUCCUCAAUACCCCCAACAUACUCGAAGUUCAAUCAGCCGGCGGCAUGAGUCUACUCACAGUCAGCAGUCCUAAUGCCACAGAUGCAGGUGUUUACACUUGUGUGGCCGACAAUGGCAAGUCCUCACCAAUCCUAUCCAAAGCAAAGCUGGAAAUAAAAAAGGCACCGAAACCGAAGAAGCCGACUAAGCCUCCUCCCACCAACACAUCUCAACAAGUUCCAAUGUUUUGCCAUCAAACAAUUGAAGAGCACUACAUACUAACAGAGGGCUGUCGCUCAUCCACAAAAGUGAAGAACCGGCGCUGCCACGGAAUGUGCUCAUCAGACAUGCAAGUCUAUCCGACUCUCGAAAUCAACUGCCAAUCGUGCCGCGGAUCGGUCUCGUACCAAUCAGUCUUGAUGGUCUGUAGGGAUGGAACGGCACGUUAUGUGCGAACCCACAUGAUUCGAGGCUGCCGAUGCCGAGCUUGUAAACUGAACUUGUAA
Messenger RNA from Corticium candelabrum, 1144 nucleotides. Its product is annotated as immunoglobulin superfamily DCC subclass member 4-like. The transcript has 3 exons. Gene Ontology annotation, molecular function: axon guidance receptor activity. NCBI's taxonomy places the organism in Eukaryota, Metazoa, Porifera, Homoscleromorpha, Homosclerophorida, Plakinidae. Bases 503 to 1144 code for a protein of 213 amino acids. The record is from RefSeq and is a predicted model, not a curated record. Gene Ontology annotation, biological process: homophilic cell-cell adhesion; synapse organization. Gene Ontology annotation, cellular component: plasma membrane; axon; neuronal cell body.